CCUUAUAAACACAAGCAAAACAUUCCAACCUCAAUUUGUGCCUAACAGAGAAAGAUGGAGGGGGAAGGGAUAGAACACAGGAUGGUGGAAGUGAACGGAAUAAAGAUGCACGUGGCGGAGAAGGGAGAGGGACCGGUGGUGCUCCUAAUUCACGGCUUCCCUGAGCUCUGGUAUUCAUGGCGCCACCAGAUACUCUCCCUCGCCGCUCACGGUUACCGCGCCGUCGCACCUGACCUACGCGGCUAUGGUGACACCGAAGUGCCGACCGACGUCGCCGCAUACUCUAUCUUCCACCUCGUCGGCGACCUUGUCGCCCUAAUCGACUCUCUCGGCCAUGAACAGGUCUUCGUGGUUGGGCACGAUUGGGGAGCUAUUGUGGCGUGGAAUCUAUGCGCUUUCAGGCCGGAUAAAGUUAAAGCUCUCGUCAACUUGAGCGUCGCCUUUUUUCCUAGAAAGCAGGCUUUCUGGCGCAUUGACACCUUGAGGGCAAUGUACGGCGACGAUUUGUAUAUUUGUCGAUUUCAGGAACCUGGAGAAGUGGAAGCUCAAUUAGCCGAACUUGAUACAGCCCUGUUCUUGAAGGGUUUGUUAACCUCUCGCUAUGCAGGCCCUUUUCUCAUACCAAAAGAUGACAGAUUUAAAGAAAGAUUUAGUCAAGAAAUCACGUUACCUGCUUGGCUUUCUGAAGCUGAUAUCGACUACUUCGCGACCAAACUCAACAAGACCGGCUUCACCGGUGGAAUUAAUUACUAUCGUAACAUAGACAAGAACUGGGAGCUCACUGCUCCAUGGGAUGAUAUUCAGAUAAAAGUUCCGACAAAGUUCAUCGUCGGCGAUCUCGAUUUAGCCUACCGUUGUGAAGGAAUGGAGGAUUACAUUCACAAGGGUGGGUUCAAAAGAGAUGUGCCGUUGUUGGAGGAUGUUGUUGUGAUGGAAGGGGUUGGACACUUCAUUAAUCAGGAGAAGGCUGAAGAAAUCUCGAACUAUAUUCUU
Messenger RNA from Phalaenopsis equestris, 993 nucleotides. RefSeq names its product epoxide hydrolase A-like. Lineage: Eukaryota; Viridiplantae; Streptophyta; Magnoliopsida; Asparagales; Orchidaceae. Gene Ontology annotation, molecular function: hydrolase activity. The transcript is spliced from 4 exons. The annotation marks the transcript as partial. The record is from RefSeq and is a predicted model, not a curated record.